UCGCAACACAACGAUAUACAUCAAUGCGUCGAUAAGCUGAUUGUCGACAGAGAUGCAGUAGUUUGUUUAGCCAUUUUAUUUUCACUUAAAGAAAUAAUUAUACGCUGCUAAAAUUUAUAAAUUUUGUUUAUCAAGAAAUAGUAAAACGGCCCAAAAAUGACUAUUGGCAAGAAUAACAAAAUGAUUCAGCACCUGAAUUAUCGGGUGCGAAUUGUACUGCAGGAUUCUAGGACGUUUAUUGGAACUUUCAAGGCAUUUGAUAAGCAUAUGAAUCUUAUAUUGGGCGACUGCGAAGAGUUCCGUAAAAUACGCUCUAAAAACUCGAAAGUGCCAGAGCGGGAGGAGAAGCGUGUGCUGGGGUUUGUGCUGCUGCGUGGUGAGAACAUAGUAUCACUUACCGUUGAAGGCCCGCCACCACCCGAAGAGGGUCUGCCACGAGUACCCAUUCCAGGCGCUGCCCCAGGUCCAGGAAUUGGUCGUGUAGCUGGCCGUGGCGUACCGAUGAACAUAUCGUCCGUACCGGCUGGCUUGCAAGGUCCCGUAAGAGGCGUGGGUGGUCCCGCUCAACAGCACAUGGCGCCGAUGGGUCGAGGUGUACCCCGAGCCCCAAUGAUGGGUGCACCGCCGCCAGGCAUGAUUCCCGGCGGCAUUCCUGCUAUGCCAGGCAGUCUCGGACGCGGCGCACCACCACCAAUGAGAGGACCACCACCGAUGAUGCGCGGUGCACCACCGCCAGGUCGGGGUGGCUAUUAAUUAACAGCAUCCGUUUAUCUUUAUAGUAAAUAAAAUAAAAUUUGAGUCAGUAA
Molecule: messenger RNA, 806 nt
Organism: Drosophila montana
Lineage: Eukaryota; Metazoa; Arthropoda; Insecta; Diptera; Drosophilidae
Gene: SmB
Product: small ribonucleoprotein particle protein SmB
Exons: 2
Coding region: 157-753 (198 amino acids)
Biological process (GO): mRNA splicing, via spliceosome
Cellular component (GO): catalytic step 2 spliceosome; U1 snRNP; U5 snRNP
Molecular function (GO): RNA binding
Source: RefSeq, a predicted model, not a curated record